AUGUCUUCUUCCUCGCAACUCACAGGCUCAGGUAUGGAACGGAUUCAGUACCACCUGGCAGCCAAGCUGGACGAGGUAACAAGGCUCAUGGGCAAGCUCUCGUCGGAUCUCCAGGACGUCAACCUCCUCCCACACCAACGAGAUGCGGAUCUGGAACAAUUGAAGGUCUAUGGGCGUGACCCCACCAAUGCCGACCCCAUCUUCACCAAAGAGGCAGGUCACACUCCCCGGGGCAUAGCUCCAGGGAUAGAGACCUUGACACGACACGCCUUCAACAGCCCCUCCCAGACAACCUCACGAAAUGCCCUACGAUGCCUAGCGAAUGCGCUGCUGUUGCGCGCAGACACGCGACAGAUAUUUUUGGAUCUGGGAUACGAGGCGAAAGCGUGCAACAAGCUGAAGAACGAGAGCUGGGACGAUGAAUUUCUAGUCUCACGGAUUAUCUUCCUCACAACAUACGAUGCAAAGGUGGACAUCGAGAAGCUGGUAGAUCAACACCAUCUGGCGGAGAAUAUAUGCUCGAAUAUCGGCCGGCACGCCAAACAAUAUGUCACCAAGCAGAAGAAUGUCAAGGAGCUGGACCCCAUGGAGGAUAUGGCAUUGAUCGAAUCGCUCAAGCUGAUGUUCAACCUCACACAUUUCUGCCCGCAACGAAGCGCGGCUUUCUCUCCAGCAUUGCCGCAUAUCCUCCUCAUCCUCUGCAAGCGACCGAUAUCUUCUACCAAACCUCUUGAUCCCCCAAUUGCGCCCCUCGUCAACGCUUUAAUCAACCUCGACCUCGAACGCAAGGACAGUGUGGCCGCACUCUUCCCAAAAGCUACCACCAACGCCAUUGUUGACCGAUUUGUGGAGAUACUUGAGAAGUCUGUUAAGGUUUACGUAGAUGAGGAACUGGAACAACUUGUCUCGCCUCUCCUUACCCUCUUUCGCAAGAUCUACGAACUCGCACCAGAAGAGACACAGAAGUAUAUGCGGAAGGUUAUCCUCCCAUCAACGACAGACAGACAACAGCCCCUAGGACGAGCAGAGUCCCUAUCUUCACGCCUUCUCCGUCUUUCGACCAACCCUACAACUCCCCAAGUUCGAGAAUCAGUUUCGGGUCUUCUCUUCGACAUGAGCGACAAAGAUGCGACGAAAUUUGUGCAAAAUGUUGGAUAUGGAUUUGCUUCUGGGUUUCUGUUUCAGCAUAAUGUCCCAAUUCCAGAAAAUGCCCUGGAAGCGUAUAGUACGAGUGACAGCGAGAGCAGUAAUACGAGGGCGAGCCAGGAUAGUCGACGUACACUGGACGGGAAGGUCAAUCCUAUUACGGGGCAAUUUUUGGACAAGGAAGAGAAGGUGGAAGAGGAGCCUAUGACACAAGAACAAAAGGAGAGAGAGGCAGAGAGGCUGUUUGUGUUGUUUGAGAGAUUAAAAAAGACUGGCAUUGUAGACAUCCAAAAUCCGGUUGAAGCGGCAUUCCAACAAGGGAGGUUUGAGGAAUUGGAUGAUGAUGCAGAUUCUGAAUGA
Molecule: messenger RNA, 1506 nt
Organism: Lachnellula hyalina
Lineage: Eukaryota; Fungi; Ascomycota; Leotiomycetes; Helotiales; Lachnaceae
Product: Synembryn-like protein
Exons: 5
Coding region: 1-1506 (501 amino acids)
Biological process (GO): G protein-coupled receptor signaling pathway
Cellular component (GO): cytoplasm
Molecular function (GO): guanyl-nucleotide exchange factor activity; G-protein alpha-subunit binding
Source: RefSeq, a predicted model, not a curated record